Aspergillus steynii IBT 23096 is the source of this 1978-nucleotide messenger RNA. Its product is annotated as phosphoinositide binding protein ATG18. Gene Ontology annotation, molecular function: protein binding; phosphatidylinositol-3,5-bisphosphate binding; phosphatidylinositol-3-phosphate binding. Gene Ontology annotation, biological process: protein localization to phagophore assembly site; autophagy of mitochondrion; protein lipidation. Gene Ontology annotation, cellular component: cytosol; phagophore assembly site membrane; extrinsic component of membrane. The transcript has 5 exons. NCBI's taxonomy places the organism in Eukaryota, Fungi, Ascomycota, Eurotiomycetes, Eurotiales, Aspergillaceae. The coding region runs from base 419 to 1714 and encodes 431 amino acids. The record is from RefSeq and is a predicted model, not a curated record.
CGAUCCCCCAGAUGCUCCGCAUCCUUUAGCCACUCGUCUCCGUCUCUUUCGUCCCGUCGUCGCAUAUGCGCAUGCGCUGCGUGUGAUAUCUGUUCGUCAGGGUCAUCGCUAAUUUCUCUGGGCGCUGGGACAUGCAAGGUAGGGACCCUCGGUGACGAAACGGUCCUGUGAUAGGGUCACUUUGACCCCUCCGCUGCUAGCUUAUUUAACUCGGGUCUCCCCGAGGUAUCUUUUCAUUUUCAAUACCCUUCGUUAAACUUGUCGAGAGAUCCCCCUUUCGUCGGAAACUCCAAAUCGUACCCUCUCGUCUUCGAUUAAAUCUACCUGACCACCACGGAGCAUCUCACGGUUGCAAGACGCGCUUGGAGGAACAAGGCCAUUUGGACGUCAUAGAUCCAAGUGAUCUGCUGCAGACAAAAUGGCAAUGAACUACGUCACUUUCAACCAGGACUACAGCUAUUUGGCUGUAGCAACCUCGAAAGGCUUUCGGGUCUUUACGACGGAACCGUUCGCCAAAAGCUAUGAAACGAAGGAAGGGAACAUCGCAAUAAUAGAAAUGCUUUUCUCGACGUCCCUUGUUGCGCUCAUAUUGUCGCCGCGUCGUCUUCAGAUCACUAAUACCAAGCGCCAAUCUACGAUAUGCGAGUUGACGUUCCCAACCACCGUAUUAGCAGUCAAACUGAACCGCAAGCGGCUGGUGAUUGUUUUGGAGGAUCAGAUCUACCUCUAUGAUAUCCAAACUAUGAAGCUGCUAUAUGCCAUUGAAACAUCGCCAAAUCCCAACGCGAUCUGCGCUCUUUCUCCGUCCUCCGACAACUGCUACCUCGCAUAUCCGCUGCCUCAAAAGGCGCCAACCGCAUCGUUCAAUCCUCCGUCCCAUGCCCCUCCUGGAACGACACAUGUCUCUCCGACAAGCGGCGAAGUCAUGAUUUUUGAUACUGUGAAGCUGGAAGCCAUCAAUGUUAUUGAAGCCCAUCGGUCACCGCUCGCCUGCAUCACGCUCAAUGGUGACGGCACCCUUAUCGCCACGGCGUCGGACAAGGGAACCAUUAUCCGGGUGUUCUCCGUCCCUGACGGUCACAAGCUCUAUCAAUUUCGACGAGGCUCGAUACCUUCCCGGAUUUACAGCAUGUCUUUCAACACAACAUCUACGCUCCUAUGCGUGUCCUCUUCGACAGAAACGAUACAUUUGUUCAAACUGAGUCACCAAAACCAGAAUUUGGAGGGCUCGCCUUCGUCGUCCUCCCCCACGGGUCGGGAAAGGACUCUGAGUCAAAGCUCGCUUGGGAAUUCUCCAGAUGCAGACGACCUACCUGGAGAUGGAGACUCCUCGGAAUUGCCCUCUAGGAAGCAUAACGGGACUCUCAUGGGAAUGAUUCGUCGGACUUCGCAAAACGUCGGCAGUUCAUUUGCUGCUAGGGUGGGCGGCUACCUCCCCAAAGGAGUGAGUGAAAUGUGGGAACCCGCGCGGGAUUUCGCCUGGAUCAAGCUUCCCAAAUCAAACCAAGGGGCCGGAGCAAAUGGAAACGCCGGUCCACUCAGAAGCGUUGUUGCAAUGAGUAGCAACAUGCCCCAGGUCAUGGUGGUGACUAGCGAUGGCAACUUCUAUGUUUUCAGCAUUGAUCUUUCCAAGGGAGGCGAAGGCACUCUGACAAAACAAUACUCGGUGCUUGAUUCCAACGACAGGCUUGGAUAUUCUGUCACAGAUUAUUGACCGCAUUUCCUUGCUGCUCAUUUAGCGCUUACGCUCGUUAUGAUCUAUCUCCAUAAUUAUAUAAAUUCAUUGUUGCCAGCGACGGUUUUCUUUCUUCCUCUUCUUGUCCGGCGUCCCUGACAUACUACAUUCGGUGGCGGCUGUUUUAACAUUUUUAUUCGAGACACUCGCCUCUAUCCAGAUCUCAAACGAUAAUAGCUCACCUAUUCUCCAAUUUCAUGAUCCACCAGUCUACUAGAUUCCUACCACGUUCCCAUACUUCUU